GCCCAGCCCGCAGGCGGCAUUGUUUUUGACGCGCCGCGGGAUACGCACGGCAGUCAGCCUUGUUCGUCCAACAACUCGACUCACAGACAAGCGGUGGCCAACAUCUCGCCUUGCGCCGAGGCCUGUGCGUUACAAACGAAGCCAUACUGCAUUAGAGAGCAUCCAGCCCAAGCAGGCGCGCAACAAAGAUGGACGACGAGCUCCUCUGGGAGGUCAUCUUAAGCUACGUCGGCAACGGCAGCAAGGCGGCGCCGACGGCCAAGAUCCUGGGCGCGGCCGCGCGGAGCCGCGCGGCGCGGCCCUACUUUCUCACUGCUUUGAAAAGAGGCGCCGCGCCCGUGGCGCUGCCCGCUAGAUUAGAAAGCGCGGCGCGGCGCAUCGGCGGCUUUUUACUGCGGCGCGCGCGGGAGCGCAUGGGCAAGGAAGAAGAACCGCGGCCCAAGCAAGAACAAAUACCAGAUAUCAAGACGACGGUCAAACAGCUCAUCAACGAGAUCAAGCCGCCGGCGCCGCCGCACAUUGCCGUGCUCUUUGCUUCUGGAGGCUGGGCAGGGCGCCUGGCUGAUCUUAGGGAGGCCCUCCGGAGCGUUUUACCAGCCUCGACGGUGUUGCUGGGGGGCGCGGCUCCCGGUGUGUUAGGUGCGACACAGUCUGUGGUGGACGAGGUCGAGCCCCGCGACGAGCACGGCGCCAUCUCCCUCGGUCUGAUCCGGCUGGACGGCGGCGCUAGACUGUCCUCGCUGUACGUGCCGCCCUUCGGCGACCCCCACGCGCCGCCCCAGGAAGUCGUGGGUAAAUUACCCGGGCCCGAGGACGGCCCCGAGCACGCGCCUCGAUUGAUGCUGGUAUUAAGUGAAGAUCAAAGAGCGGCCCACGCGGCGUUGCAGAAAGUCCAAGAUAACCGGGAGGCCUGGACGAAGGCCGGGUUCCCGCCGUGUGCGGUUUCCGGCGGGUUGUUGGGAGCGAGAAACGUCGGGAUGGGCGGCGCUUUGCUUGUAGAUGAUGGAGACAUAAUAAGGCCGGACCUCAGCGAUGAUAGUGGAGCGGGCUGUCUUGUACUAAGUAUAGCGGGCCAGACGCGGGCAUCAAGCGCUGUCAGCAGAGGCGCCGCGAUCGUGGGCCCCCACGUCUACAAAGCGGCGGACGUGUCGACGUGGCGCGUGGGAAUCUGCCCGGGCCACGCCGUCACCAUGGGCAAGGCUGACUCGCUAGUAGUCAAGGCGUCGAGGUACAACAAGGAAGCGCCCUUUGAAGCUGUGGAAGCGACUCAUGUGUCUCCAGGGGCCUCAUUGAGAGAAGUGCAGCAGUUCGUCGCGCAGGGGCGCAUGCCACGGCCUUUAUAUUUUGGGGUGAGACCUUAUGAUGGCGAGGACGAGGCGCCGACCGACGGCUACAAUUUACUCACACCGCAGCAUCUGGACGACGAUGGUUCCUUAGCGUUGGACGGCGACGUCGACGAGGGCGCGUGGUGCGCCUGGCUCACAUUGGAGCCAGACGCGUCGGUCUCAGAACUCGAGGCCGCCGCCGAAGCCAGUCGUGUCGCGUUACGGCUGGAGAGCAAAUCUCGCGGUGCUAGAGCAUUGCCGCUGCGGUCGGGCCUCGACGAGACGCUCAGCGUGCUCGGCGGCCUAGUGUUCACGUGCUCUGGAAGAGGCGCGCGGUUCCACAAUUUGAAGCCGAACCGCGACUCGCUGGCGUUGAGAGCUGGUAGGAGGAACCUGCCUUUAGUCGGCUGCUUCUGCAACGGCGAGAUCGGCCCGCCGCCCUUUAGAGAAAGGGGCGGUGGCACGGUCGCCGAGGGCGAGGCCCACGUCGCGGGCUUUACGUGCUCGGCCGUCGUUUUACGGUUAGACGGCGCCGAGGACGCGCAACACCCCCCUGUAUAAUACUAUGGAUCUCAAA
Molecule: messenger RNA, 1902 nt
Organism: Pelagomonas calceolata
Lineage: Eukaryota; Pelagophyceae; Pelagomonadales; Pelagomonadaceae
Source: the annotation of a GenBank genome assembly